Messenger RNA from Malus domestica (apple), 1276 nucleotides. The record is from RefSeq and is a predicted model, not a curated record. NCBI's taxonomy places the organism in Eukaryota, Viridiplantae, Streptophyta, Magnoliopsida, Rosales, Rosaceae.
AUGCACCUUAAACUGGGUCAAUUAGAGGCCGUGAUUAUUUCAUCUCCCAAAGCUGCCCGGGAGGUGUUGAAGAUUCAUGAGCUUGCAUUUGCGCAGAGGCCUAUUGUUUUGGCGACAGAGGUUUUGUCUUUUGGUCAAGGAGGUAUUAUCUCUGCUCCUUAUGGAGAUUUAUGGAGAUCGCUGAGAAAGGUUUGUAUGUUCGAGCUACUGAGCGCGAAACGUGUGCAGUCAUUCAGAUCCAUAAGAGAAGAAGAGGCACAGAAUCUUGUUGAGUCCAUUGGCUCAAUGUCUCACAAGGGACUUGCCAUCAAUUUUAGUGACAGUUUUCUUGGGUUCGUUACUGGGUCGAUCCCUGCUUUGAAAGACAUACAAAGUAAGCUCGGUAAGAUUCUCGAAAAUAUCAUCAACGAUCAUAAGACCAAAAGAUCCAAAAAGGACUUGAUGAUCAGUAGUACUAGUACUACUACAGCAGGCAAUGACAAAGUGGAGGAGGGGGAGGAGGAAAAUUUUGUUGACGUACUUCUAAAACUUAAAGAGUCCAGUAAGGCAGAGUUCAACUUCACUACCAAUCAGAUCAAAGAUAUCAUUCUGGACAUCUUCGCUGCAGCAAGCGAGACUUCAGCUACUACCAUAGAAUGGGCAAUGUCAGAGUUGAUGAAAAACCCAAGAAUCAUGAAGAGGGCUCAAGCUGAAGUGAGACAGUCAGUUGUCCAAUUUGAAGGAAAGAAAGGCAAAGUUAUUGAAGAAAGAGAUGUUAAAAAGUUGGACUACUUGAAAUUGGUGGUGAAAGAAACUCUGAGGUUACACUCUCCACUCGCUUUGCUCCCAAGAGAAGCAAGGGACACGGUUCAAGUUGGCGGAUUCAAAUUACCAGUUAAAUCAAAAGUAAUUAUUAAUUUAUGGGCAAUGGGAAGAGACCUAGAUAUAUGGGGGGCAGAUGCUGAGUGUUUUAAGCCAGAGAGGUUUCAUGGCUCUUCUGUUGACUUUAAGGGUUUUGACUUUGAGUUCAUUCCAUUUGGUGCUGGCAGAAGAAUAUGUCCAGGCAUGUCAUUUGGUGUUACCGUGAUUGAACUUGCUCUCGCUGAAUUGCUUUACCACUUCGAUUGGAAACUGGCGAAUGGGAUGAAUCCAGAUGAACUUGACAUGACAGAGAGUUUAGGACUGACCUGCAAGAGAAAGAAUGCUUUGUACCUAACUGCCACCCCACAUUUUACUUCACUCGGUGAGUCACAAUGACUCAUCGUUUUGUUGCCAUGAAUGGCCAACAAACUAUGCA